UCUUACUACUUGUAACAGCAAGGGAUCUACACAUAUCAGGGAAUUGUAGGCUAGUACAAAUAUUGCGAGUUUUGACGGCGAGAAACGAUACAACUUUAAAACACUGUAAUUUUAAAAUGCUUGCAGGGUCUGGAAAGCCAUCUUGUGAUACAGUGGGUGUAGUGUGAAGGGUGGCCAGUGGACAAGGCUGGCUUUGCCCAGCAGCAAACGCCAGAUGACGCUCUUGGCUUGCAGUCUGCCGAGCCCCUUACGCCCGAGCCCCAAGAUACUCCCCUCACCACCAAGUUACCGGACACGUUUCCUUCAUCCAUCUCCCACCACCCGGAGAUCAAGCCAAUUUAUGACUGGCCAACAUUUGCACGUGAUUCUAUUUAAGCAUCCCAUAUUUGGGCAGUCCACGUCGAAUCAAGAAAAAAAGGAAAUGAUUCCCCCACCUAUAAAUCCACGCAUUUUAAGGACAAAUAUCCUUGUAACUUCCAAAGAGACACAAAUAAUGAAAGCAUAAAACGCCUGAAACAUUUGGAGAAUAACAGGUGCGGAGGUUCCGAUUUCCGCUUCUCUGCUACCCAUGCAGGCGUCUGACUUACAGGACUCAUCUGUCGGGUGCAUUUUUUAUUGUCGCUGAGAUAAAAUGAGUUCUUACGUUGCGAGCUCCUACUGCAGUCAAGCUCAUGACGCCUCGUACGGCACUCACACUUUUGGUAACUAUGGAUCUCUUCCCGAGCUCCAGCAAAAUAGUUACUACCGAGACGGGCUGGAUCUGAGCGGAAACAUGGCCGAACAGGCUUCCUGUAACUCCCCAAAACAGGAGGAGAUGAGUACAAGCCUCAGCAUCCGGAGCAACACGCCGCCUGAGCCCCCUCGUUCCCAGUCUUGCUUUGCAGCCGUGGGCGCCCCCAAUGUCCACAUCCAAAACUCUUGCAACUUGGACGGUCUAGUGUUGCUGAACCAGAAGCUUCAUCAGGGAACUGGGGAACUAUUCACGAAGCCCAGCGGCAAGAACCAAAAGCACCAGAGCGAGAGCAGAGUGGAAACUGAGGCGAAUCAACAGCAAAAUUCGGCCCAGAAUUCGAAGCAGCCACAGAUAUAUCCUUGGAUGACUAAACUUCACAUGAGCCACGAAUCCGAGGGCAAACGCGCACGAACCAGUUACACCCGCUUCCAGACUCUGGAGUUGGAGAAAGAGUUCCACUUUAACCGCUACCUGACCCGCCGCAGGCGCAUUGAGAUCGCCAAUAGCCUCUGCCUCAACGAACGGCAGAUUAAAAUCUGGUUCCAAAACAGACGGAUGAAGUGGAAGAAAGACUCAAGGUUGAAAGUGAAGGACAACACGCUAUAACGUCUUUAUGCGGCACUGCUCCUGUUGCCUAAAUCAAUUAGGAAUUAUCAACGCAAACAUAAAUGUCUAAAUGUGUAAUGUAUAUUUAAAAGUGUAAAUUAAGAUGUGUGGGCUUUUUUCGUAUGGGGUGCUAGCCCUGUAUUAUUCUUAAUGCAUAUCAGCACAAUGUUGGCUGUAUUCAUCUGUAAAUAUUACUGUGCUAGCUACUUUUAGUGAUCAUGUUUUUUUGGGACAUGUAGCGGGUGGCAUAUAGCGGGCCUCAAAGACGUCUGUCACCCAUCUUUGUUUUACAGAGCCAAUAUGGCACCGGAUGAUGAGUGGUUUUCUCAAAUGCGUUUACAAGUAUAAUAUGAAGGCUUUAUUCAGGUGCCCGUCAUCAGGGUGCCUCGAUUGAGCGUCCGUCAAAAAUGCAGUUUAUGCAGCCAGACAAUUAAGGAUCUCACUCUGUAUAAUGUAUGGAAUAUGUUUUUUUUUUCUUUGCUUAGCAAUUACGCCCGUGUAUAGGUGAAGUGUGGCGUCCUUAUUAAGUAUGGAUCUCACGUCACACCAGUUUGUAUAGGGGCCUUUGUACAUCGCCUUGUCAAUGGACAAGUUGAGCUUUGGCUCUCUGCUCUCCGUGCUGUCCUUAAUCAGUGUUGAACAUUUUGUAACUGUGUGUAUGUAUGUAAGUAUGGCUGUUGAAAUUGUCUUGAAGUGCUACUGGACAUGAUUACAAUAAAUUCCUGUGGAUUCCUAUUGGUUAAUUUCACUCUUGUCUUGUUGUGUUUUUGUGUCGACACCUUUGCGCAAGCGGGGUCAUAGCCUACUAAUAUCCCUACAGGAGUACCCAUCCACUCAGGUUAAGCUUGAUCGUCAUAUUUCAUUUUAUGAAUUGUAAAUAACAUAGCGGUGUUUCUACAUGGUGCGUGUUCCCUGCCUCAACCCUGAUGUGUACAGUGACUUAAGUAUGUAGGCCAAACUAUUUUAAGAGCGAGGAUAUCCCCCUGUAAACUUGGUUACACCGGAAGCUGCUAUUGUGAGUUAUACUGGCAUACACCGCCAGCCUCAAUUAACGUGGCUCUUAUUUACAGUUGCGCACGCACCCAGACAGUUGCUAAUAAAACUUUACAACACCAAUAAAACUCCCGGCGUCUCCUCGCACCCUUCACACACACUCACGCCUGCUUCCUCUUCUAGCAGCCCUGUCAUGGAGUAUGCUCAUCCAUUAUUACAGGCCAUAGUCUGCAGAGCUAUUGCCGUCCAAACGGGCGUUGUGGAUUUGUUUUUAUUAUUAUUUUAAAUAAAGAAAGUAAUCCGUGUUAAUUUGCAGUUUUCUAAUCAGACUUUGCAUGGCAUCAUACUUAGUGUGUGUGUGUGUGUGUGUGUGUGUGUGUGUGUUUUCCAAA
This is a messenger RNA of Engraulis encrasicolus (European anchovy), 2724 nucleotides long. It is a transcript of the gene hoxc5a, whose product is annotated as homeobox C5a. The record is from RefSeq and is a predicted model, not a curated record. Bases 632 to 1339 code for a protein of 235 amino acids. Gene Ontology annotation, cellular component: nucleus; nucleoplasm. NCBI's taxonomy places the organism in Eukaryota, Metazoa, Chordata, Actinopteri, Clupeiformes, Engraulidae. Gene Ontology annotation, biological process: anterior/posterior pattern specification; positive regulation of transcription by RNA polymerase II; embryonic skeletal system morphogenesis. The transcript is spliced from 2 exons. Gene Ontology annotation, molecular function: DNA-binding transcription factor activity, RNA polymerase II-specific; RNA polymerase II cis-regulatory region sequence-specific DNA binding.